Paramisgurnus dabryanus is the source of this 4393-nucleotide messenger RNA. RefSeq names its product Rho GTPase activating protein 17a (gene arhgap17a). Gene Ontology annotation, biological process: positive regulation of GTPase activity; signal transduction; regulation of Rac protein signal transduction. The record is from RefSeq and is a predicted model, not a curated record. Gene Ontology annotation, cellular component: intracellular anatomical structure; cytoplasm; cytosol. Lineage: Eukaryota; Metazoa; Chordata; Actinopteri; Cypriniformes; Cobitidae. Gene Ontology annotation, molecular function: GTPase activator activity; protein binding.
UGGUUUCGGGACAGCCCCUAUAUCCACAUAAUGCCAUCACGAUCAGUCUGGAGCUGUGAAACGCAGUGCCCGACACGGCUGGAUUGAUCAGCCCGCUGCCAUGCACUUCCACUCUCACCCGUAGAUGUCACGGGCUGGCAUAUGGGAAAACAUCACUCAAGCAUACUUAUGAGAAGAGUUGCAACAUGGAAUGACAUGAAACGAGCACAGCUUUUUACCGGAGCUAACUUUUUUUCCCCACUGCUGUUUUUUUUUCAUACACCGAUCGGGCUAAUUUUCUAGCAGCUUGAGCUAACCGUUCACCGGGUUAUUUUAAUGUAAUUAUCCACGAGACUUCGCUACCGCGCAGCAAGAUCUUUUGGCUCAUGACGAACACGCUCUCCACGUCGUAAAAACUGGGUUUUGAGACCGAGAAAAUGAAGAAACAGUUUAAUCGGAUGAAACAGCUCGCCAAUCAAACAGUUGGCAGAGCAGAGAAAACCGAAGUCCUCAGUGAUGACCUGUUACAGAUUGAGCGCCGUAUGGAGUUGGUGCGGGUCGUUUCGCACAACACGCACAAAAAGGUGACCGCUUGUUUGCAGGGGCAGAUCGGCACAGAUGCUGAGAAGAGACAUAAAAAGCUUCCACUGACGGCUCUGUCGCAGGCAAUGCAGGACGGUGGGACCCAGUUGGGGGAGGAGUCUCUGAUUGGGAAAAUGAUGGAGAUGUGCGGAGACGCAGAGAACAGACUGGCGUCUGAGCUAAUGCAACACGAAAUGCAGAUCGAGAAAGAUGUCUUAGACCCACUCAAUCAGCUAGCAGAGCUGGACAUUCCUAACAUCCUGAAACAGAGACGGCAGUUAGCUAAGCUGGUGUUGGACUAUGACUCUGCCCGAGCAAGGUGGUUGCAGGCGACCAAGUCGAUAAUCUCAGGAACAAACACACACGCACUGACAGCCAAAGCAGACUUGCUUAAAGAAGAGGUUGAUGAGGCAAUGAACAAAAUGGAGCUGUGUAAGGAUCAGCUAUCAGCAGACAUGUACAAUUUCUUCUCAAAGGAGGCAGACUAUGCCCGCUAUUAUGUAAUGUUAUUAGAGGCACAAGCGGAUUACCAUCGAAAAUCUCUCACCUUGCUAGAGAGCGUCCUGCCAGCCAUUCAAGCUCAACAAGAUUCAUGGGCUGAGAAGCCAGCAUUUGGAACAGCUUUGGAUGAGCACCUAAAACGCAGUGGCAGAGAGAUAGCGCUCCCAUUGGAGGCCUGUGUCAUGAUGUUACUGGAGACUGGAAUGAAAGAGGAGGGUCUUUUUCGAAUAGCAGCAGGAGCCUCGAAACUGAAGAAGCUGAAGGCAGCACUGGACUGCUCCACCUCACAGCUAGAGGAGUUUUACUCUGAUCCACACGCUGUUGCUGGGGCAUUAAAGUCGUAUCUUCGAGAAUUACCUGAACCUUUAAUGACCUACCAACUGUAUGAUGAGUGGACACAGGCAUCCAACAUUCCUGACCCAGACAAACGGUUGCAAGCUUUGUGGGUCACCUGUGACCAGUUACCAAAAAACAACAAGGCAAACUUCAGAUACCUGGUUAAGUUUCUUGCCAAGCUUGCACAGGAGAGCGACGUAAACAAAAUGACCCCCAGUAAUAUUGCCAUUGUCCUUGGACCCAAUCUACUGUGGGCCAAAACUGAGGGGAGCCUAGCCGAAAUGGCUGCUGCAACCUCUGUUCAUGUGGUGACUAUAAUUGAACCCAUCAUUCAACAUGCAGACUGGUUUUUCCCUGAGGAUGUGGAUUUUAACGUAUCUGGUAUGUUUUCAAUGCCUACACCCCUACCUAACAAUGUCAACCACCUGACCCCACCUGAUUAUGACUCGGGCACUAUUGAGAGGAAGAGACCUGGUAGUAUGGUGGGCCCUGAUGGUGAAUUACCUCGAAAAGACAGCUCUGCUAAUAAAUUAAUGGACCACAAUCCUCGUAGAGGCUAUACAGUACCUAGAAAGCAGCACGCUUCUCCUGCCUACCAACCCCCACUGCCCCCGGUGGAGGCUGCAGGUACUGCAGGGAGUCAGCCUACGGCUGACUUUCUGCUCCAGCAGCCUGCGCAGGCAGGUCUGGGUUUAGAGGGUUGUCAGACUGGGCUGGCUCUGGGGAUGGCUGCCCUGGCAGCAGCGCAGCAGCUUCUAGCCCAGCAAACUGAGGAAAUCAGUUCAAAGAGUCGAGACUCUGCGUCCACUCCUCCAGCUCAGCGAAAUGGCAGCGGAGGAUCCGGACAGCUGAAUGUGGGGACUCCUGUUGCUGGAUCUACAGGACCCAGUCCUCAUAUGGCACGCAGAGGUACAAAGAAGCCCGCCCCAGCUCCACCUAAACCAGCUAACCCACCACCAGGGCAACCAACCAAUCAGCCAGCACCCCAAACCUCUACUGGCACCCCUCAGUCCCUUAGCCCCUCCCCUAGACCGCUCUCUAGUCACUCACCAACCAAUCUGAGCCCCACACAACCACAGGCCCAGACCAACACAACACCACGUCGUCACUCGAGCAACCAGCCUCCAAUUCAGGCACCCAGCCAUCCCCCCCCUCAACCUCCCACCCAAGCCACGCCCCCUCUCCAACCCAGGGCUUUUGGCCAGAUGACUGGCGAACCAGGAGAGGACGUCUCCCCUCCAAGCACUCCCACUCCUCCAAGCACCCCUCCGCCCAUAGCACUCUUUCAGGACAGUCCGGGUCCCUCCGCUCCGCCGGCUUAUCAGUCAGGGUCUCUCCCUCGCCCAAGGCCCGUGCCUAAACCACGCAACAGACCCACCGUCCCCCCUCCGCCUCAGCCUCCGGCAACAGGAAAUGACAGCAAUGGAAUUUGCAGCGCUGCCUUCAAAUCAAUGGAUCCUGGGAUGACUUUUAAAGCACUGGGUCGUGCCUUCGUUCCUGAAAUCGCUGUUGAGAAACCUGUUACCCAACUCAAGGAUGCAGAUCUGGACACUGAGAGCACCGUUCUUUAAACGGAUCGCCUUGAAUCUGGCACCUGUUCCCGUAACCAAUGGAUUGCUUGAAGGGCUGCUCUUCUCACCAUUACCAAAGUGUUUAUCAUCUUGGCUGUACAUUUCUAAUGCUCUUUGCUUCAGACAAUCAUCAAUCCCAUUGGCACCACGGAAACGUGCACCCCCAGGAUGUAGCACAUCUGUUUUUGAUACGGCAGAAAUAAAGACUUUGAGGAAUGUUAAAGUAAGGGACUGGUAUGUACUUUACGGUGAAUUUGGUGAAAAUGAUCAGAUUGUUACGAGGUACUUGUAGGUGAGUAUUAAGUGGCCUUAGUUAAACAGAGCAAAUACUUUAAGCUGUGGAAUACACUACGUAAAAAAGCAAAAAAGUGGCUUUUUGUAUAACUUGCGACUGCAGGUCUCCGGUCAGCUAGUUUGCAUCACAUUCCUUAAAGUUGAUAUCUUUUUUUUAUUUGCUAACAUUACUGUUUCAGUUUGGAUAUAAGUUACAUGCAAUAUAUCAGUUUAAGGUAUAAAAAUUCCAAAGGAUCAUUUUCUGCCCUUUUACAGCUGAUGAUGUCAUGUUUGUCAUACCGGGGCAUUAAUAUGACUGGACUGAGAUAAAAAGAUGUGGUAGUGUACUGCUCCACUAUGUUUGAUCUGCAUAUGUGAAAGAAGCAUUUUCCUAUUGGACAUCACAUUGCUAAAAUGACUCUCAGUUUAUGUGAUGGAAAAGGUCAGCGCAUGUGCUUUAGUGAUAUUCUGGUAUAUUAAUAUUCAUAUGUUAUGGCUUUGUUUGUAUGUUUACCAGGCUUUGGCAAGAUGGCUUUGUAUUCCCCUCCUUUUACCACAGAUCUGGUACCAAAGGUGGGGGGGAUGUACCACUUGUUCAUUUUUCAACUGUACUUUAGCGAAGAGAAGACAUAAUUGCUUACAUUUUUCCUUAAAUAUUCCCACAAUCACGGUUAUUGUUUUGUUAAGAUUGUAAUUUAACCAUUUCAAAACAAUAACAAGAUAAAUCCGAUCACAACAGCCUACUGAUAAAUACAACUAGCACUGCUGAUAUACAAUAUACUUAAUGUUUUUUAUCACUCUUUACUGUAUAUGACAACACUGCUUUAAGUGAACAAAACAUAUGUUUGCCAUGUUCACAUUGUUAUUGAGAGUCAGUUUCAUUUGAGAGGAAAAUGUAGGCAAUAAUGUCUGCUGUAAGCUCUUUUUUUUUUACUUGCCUUACCGUGCUGCCUUACCCAAGUACACUUACCAGGGCUAUUUUACAAAGGAGAAAAAAAAGACUUUACACCUAUGAAACUAAAAUUGUUGAUGGUGUAUUUGAAGUUCAGAGGUUUCAUGCCAGAAGACAUUAUCUUUAAAAAAUUGGAAAAUACAAAAAUAAAAUGCUUGGUAUUACUGCUUCAAACUGAAUUAAAAAAGUGAAACAGAAA